Molecule: messenger RNA, 3213 nt
Organism: Magnusiomyces paraingens
Lineage: Eukaryota; Fungi; Ascomycota; Dipodascomycetes; Dipodascales; Dipodascaceae
Exons: 2
Coding region: 1-3213 (1070 amino acids)
Biological process (GO): protein deubiquitination
Cellular component (GO): nucleus; cytosol
Molecular function (GO): cysteine-type deubiquitinase activity; cysteine-type endopeptidase activity
Source: RefSeq, a predicted model, not a curated record
AUGUCUGCCACUCCUUUAGCCACGGACGCGUCUUACCAGCCAAACCUCCAACACAUUAAACUGUCUACUAUGCAAAAAUAUCAUCAACAACUACAGCAAAAGCAGCAGUUACAUCACAAUCGAAAUCAACAUCACCAGCAUCGUGCAAGUGAUUCAGCCCAGGUACCACAUAAUAAACCAUCCAGCACAAUUUUCCAACAAAAGUCUCAUCAACAACAUCAGCGUCGAAAAAUUAACCAUAUCCAAGCAUCGUCACCUCCUCUUCCUCCUCCUCCAGUCAUUAUCAAAUCUUCGCGCACAAACACAAUCGUCUCCUUCACUCUCUUUUUUCUUCUUUGUGCUCUCAUCACCUACUGGUACUACAAAACAACUCUCCUGAAACGCAAACGCCGAGCAUCCUUGUCAUCUUCUGCAACCCAGCAGCAAAGCUACUAUACUACUAAACCAAACAAGAAAAGUAAACGCAGCAGCGGCCGUAGAGCUUCAGCAUCUUCUGUUCCUCCACCUCCUCCACGGCCACCAACCCGCCUUCAAAAACUCAUUGUUAAGGUCCAGGCAAAUCAAUACGUAGCCUCAGUGACCACCUCUGCACAAUAUCUAUACGCCAUGGUAUCUGACACAAUUUCCGGAACUGUCGACCUGGCAUCUACAUCUGCUCGUCAAAUUUACGAUGUGGCUUCUGAAAAGGCUUCCACAGCUAUUGAAGGCAUCUCGGAUAUGAUUUCAGGAAUCAAGACACGAAAAGAUGAUGACUUGCUUGAUGGUGAGAAUUUGAUUGACUUGAAUGCUGAAAGUUUUGAAGAAGAAGAAGAUGACGAUGAUGACGACGACGAAACUGAAGAAAGUGAAGAAAGUGAGGAGGAGGAAGAAGAAGAAGAGGAAAAGGAAGAGAAAGAAGAAGGACAAAAAUUAAAUGGGCAUCUUGAUGAUGUUAGUGAAGCCGAGGCUGAGGUCGAGGCCGAAGAAGAUGAUGGUGACGAUGAAGUAGAACAAGGGAAUCAAGGGGUGGAAAAAGACAAAGAAUAUGCAAAAAAGAAAAAGGAGGAAGAAGAAACUAUUGACCCAAUUAUUACUCAUACUAAGCCAAAAAAUUUCAUUCCCAACACUCUAGACAAUGAGCUGGCCAAGGACCAACCUUUACCUAAACUUACCAAUGGUUCUAUUGACCAUGUUGUUGCCAUUCCUGCUGCUGCUGCUGCUGCUGCUGCUGCUGCUUCUGUUGCAGAGUCUUCAGCAGAGCCCGUUUCCCAUGCAACAACUGCUACCCCCUCUCCGGUAACCACUCCAGAGUCCACACCCCCUCCUGAAACCCCAGAAUCGGCUACUUAUUCUCUCUUUACUUCUACCCCUCUUCCGGCUCCAAACUCUGCUGUUGUGGAGCCUGAAGCUAUUGAUGAGAAGCGCGCGCGUAAGUUGCGCAAGCAAACCAAGGCUGCACACAAGCGUGCACUGGAAAAGAAGCUUAAAAUUGCCAAGAUGGGUGGCCUCUACAAUGAAGGCAAUACAUGCUUUAUGAACUCCAUUGUACAGGCAUUGGGCUCACUUGAUUCACUUGAUAUGCUUCUGGAUGAAAUUGCCAACGCAGCUAGCGAUGAUAUGGGCUCGAUUGAAGGCAAGAAAAAGUACCUAUCUGCCAAUGCUACUCUUACUUUACGUGAUUUGAUUCACAAAAUCAAUACAAAGUCUACAAGCAAGCACACGUAUUCCGCAAACGACCUUGUCAAGUCCAUGGGCUCUAACUCCGAGCGCUGGAUGUCAUAUGACCAAGAAGACGCGCAAGAAUACUUCCAACAAGUCAUGAACUUGCUGGAGCGCGAUACAAAGAACAUUUUGCAUGAAAAGGACGAGGAUGAAGAAGGUAAAUCUAAAGAGGAAACAAAUAAUAAGCACCCGCGGUUGUUGACUCCCUUUGAUGGUGAAACAGCCGUACGUGUUGGGUGUCUAAAGUGCGGCGAAACUGAAGGUAUUCGUGCAGAAGUGGUGUCAAGUGUUGGCUUGAGUUUGGAGGCCGACAUGCGCGAAACUGACUUGUAUGAACUUCUUCAUGAGUAUACAAAGUUCGAAGUCAUUCCUGAAGUUGAAUGUUACCGAUGCAGUUUGGUCAAUAUGAAGCAGAGCCUUAUUGACAUGGUUUCAGGAAAACCCACUAUUGCUGAAGACGGAACAAUACAACCAGCAAAGGUUCUCCCACCACUACUCAAAGAUCGCAUUGAGACUCGUAUUGAUCAAAUCACUGAAGCUCUUAAGCAACCUGUCAUUGAUGAAAAGAAGUAUAAGGAGUUCCAGGCCAAGGGUGCCAAGGAACGUGGAGACAAGUCUAAGCAAAUCAUGUUUGCUCAGCCCACUGCCCGCAUUUUGCCAAUUCACAUUAACCGAUCAGUUUUUGAUAUGCGGACAGGAUACUCUCGCAAACUGACAGUACCAGUCACAUUCCCAGUGAAGCUUGAUUUAGCGCCGUUUGUUGUGAAUGACGUUAAGGAUCCUCGAAAUCUUAACCCACGCAAGCCCAUGAUUCCUACUCGAGCAGAAGCUGAUGAGAGAGGAGUUGAACACGAGGAGGGUGAAGAUGAUGACGAAGAAGAGGAGGAGGAAGAAGAAUCUGCUGCUGCUCACAGUGAGACUAAGCAUAAAAAGCAUCAUCAUCAUCAUCAUCAUCAUCAUCAUCAUGGUAAGCAUAAGAAGAAGGCUGCAUACAAACCCCAGUCCGACUCGUUGCUGUAUAAUCUCAAGGCUGUGGUUGUACACUUUGGGUCUCACAACUUUGGUCAUUACAUUUGUUUCCGCAAGUGUCGACACAAUUUGUGGUGGCGAAUCAGUGACCAGACAGUUUCCCAGGUUACUGAAGAGCAAGCUUUAUCGCCACAGGGUGUCUUUAUGUUAUUUUACGAGCAGGAGUAUGAGGGCAAGCUGCGUAAGGAGAAGUUGAAGCAGAAGCGUGAUGCCCUGUUACAUGAGGAGGAGGAAAAGAAGAAGGAAGAAGAGGAGCAUGAAAGAGUGCUUGAACAGGAAGAGGAGAAUGAAGAAAACGAAAAAUCAGCAGAGGCUCCGGAGGCUGGUGAUGCACCGAGUGAGCUCGUGAGUAUUGAGGAGGUUGAGGAAGACGAAGAAGAGGAGGACGACGAAGACGAAGAGGAUCUCGAUGAGGACACGGGCAAGACCACGGGGGCCAGCCGCACGAAGCAGCACGCAAAGAAUAGAAGCAAGACGGAAUAA